AUGGAUUGCAUAAAAUGCUUUCGUUGCUUUGAGGUAGUGAAUCGCAGGAGGUUAGGUCGCGACACUCCCUACAAGGCCGCCAAGUUAUAUCUCCGAGCCGUCCCCAUUCCCCACUCGUGGCAUCACUCCGUCUGCAUCGGCGACCACUCAAUCGGGUACGUCUCCGUCAAGCCUGGGUCUGGCGACGAGUGGUGCCGCAUCCGCGUCGGCUACGCUAUCGGGGUUGAGUUCUGGGGGUGGGGGUUCGCAACAGCGGCACUGAGGAUGGCCGCCCACAGUGUGUUUGACAAAAUGCCUGAGUUGGUGAGGCUGGAGGCGUCUGUGUAA
This is a messenger RNA of Syzygium oleosum, 327 nucleotides long. RefSeq lists its product as uncharacterized. The record is from RefSeq and is a predicted model, not a curated record. Gene Ontology annotation, molecular function: acyltransferase activity, transferring groups other than amino-acyl groups. Lineage: Eukaryota; Viridiplantae; Streptophyta; Magnoliopsida; Myrtales; Myrtaceae. Bases 1 to 327 code for a protein of 108 amino acids. The transcript is spliced from 3 exons.